Polyodon spathula (Mississippi paddlefish) is the source of this 2327-nucleotide messenger RNA. Its product is annotated as dual specificity tyrosine-phosphorylation-regulated kinase 4-like. Gene Ontology annotation, cellular component: nucleus. The coding region runs from base 102 to 2048 and encodes 648 amino acids. The record is from RefSeq and is a predicted model, not a curated record. Gene Ontology annotation, molecular function: protein serine/threonine kinase activity; protein serine/threonine/tyrosine kinase activity; ATP binding. NCBI's taxonomy places the organism in Eukaryota, Metazoa, Chordata, Actinopteri, Acipenseriformes, Polyodontidae. Gene Ontology annotation, biological process: peptidyl-serine phosphorylation; peptidyl-threonine phosphorylation. The transcript has 15 exons.
UCCAAGCUGCCACCGACCAGGUACAAGUGCCGAAGAGCAACGCUACAGGACAGACAGCGAGGCAUGGAGAAGAUCGAAACAUCCGUCACUAAUCGUCCACAAUGAUGAACCAACCGGUUAAUACACUUGACAGGAAAAAAGUCAUUAAAGCAAAGCUUGAGAAGCUAAGAAAGGACAAAACCACCAUCCUUCCGGCCCUUGUAAAAACAGGAAGACCCCAACCUCUCACUGUUGCACAGUCUUCUCAAACCGAUGCCUUCAGUCAGCAACACAGACUUCUUCUGAACGACUCAAAUCGACUUGGCUGCAACAAAGCAUUCCCACAGAAGCUGGGUCCCAAUGUCGGCACCCUUCCCCAGCUGGAGCCCCCUGCCAAGCAAACCGCGUUAGCGAAUGCCAAACCUCAUCAUCAGCUUGACAUAGUCCUGCCUCAGAUAGGCAGCAAGGUCAUGCCAAAUGUGCAGCAGGAGGAAAGGCACAGAGGCUUGCAGCACCCGAUAAGAUUGAACCCAACGGAGAAUCUGGCAGACUCCAGCAGCUACUGCCCUUCAAACAAGCAGGAAAAGCACAAGACAAUUGAGGGUCACAGGCUGCCAAUCACACCUGCAGAAGCGCUGAAGCAUUUUCGAAACCGGCUCACACAGUACGAGCAGGAAGAGAUAAUGGAUUACUCUGAGCUGUGGUUUCUCGGGCUGGAUUCCAACAAGAUUGAGGGGGUUCAUGGAGAGCAGCAUAACUGUGGGUAUGACGACGAGCAUGGCAACUACCUCAAGGUGCUACACGACCAUAUUGGAUACCGUUUUGAAGUGCUGGAAGUAAUUGGGAAAGGCUCAUUCGGACAUGUUGUGAAAUGCUUGGACCAUAAUACGAACGAGCUUGUUGCUGUAAAAAUAAUUCGGAACAAAAAGAGAUUUCACCACCAAGCCUUGGUAGAAGUGAAAAUACUUGAUGCUCUCCGGAGGAAAGACAAAGAAAACAACCACAAUGUUAUACACAUGAAGGAGUACUUCCACUUCCGCAAUCAUCUCUGCAUCUCCUUUGAGCUUUUAGGACUGAACCUUUACGAACUCAUUAAGAAGAACAACUUCCAAGGAUUUAGCCUGCCGCUCAUUCACCGCUUCGCCUGUUCUCUACUGAAGUGCUUGCAGAUGCUCCACAGAGAAAACAUCAUCCACUGUGACCUUAAACCUGAGAAUAUUCUACUAGCCCAUAAAGGGCAAGGGACUAUCAAAGUGAUUGACUUUGGAUCAAGCUGCUAUGAGCAACAAAGAGUGUACACCUACAUCCAGAGCAGGUUCUACCGCUCUCCAGAAGUGAUCCUGGGCCACACGUACAGCAUGGCAAUCGACAUGUGGAGCCUGGGAUGCAUUCUGGCUGAGCUUUACACAGGCAGCCCUCUCUUUCCAGGGGAGAACGAGGUGGAGCAGAUGGCUUGCAUCAUGGAGGUGUUAGGUCUGCCACCCACUGAGUUUAUACAGACAGCUUCUAGGAAGCGGUUAUUUUUUGAUUCCAAGGGAUCGCCUCGAAACCCUACGAACAGUAAGGGGAAAAAAAGAUGUCCCAGUUCAAAGGAUCUUGCCAGUGUGCUGAAAACCAAUGACACUCUAUUUCUGGACUUCCUAAGAGGCUGUCUAAUGUGGGAUCCUGCACAGCGCAUGACUCCGGAUGAGGCCAUGCAGCACGAGUGGAUCCAGGAGGUGCGGUUACACAAGACCCACCCCAAAACACGCCCUGUGAGGAAGUGCUCUGAGGGCAUCCCUGUCAUAGACAGCAACAUGGAACAAAGCUGCAAGAAGACUAUGAACAGCAAAACAGGUGACAAGGGGUAUCAAGAGAGUUCUGACACAGCUGAAUUGUCUGGAAAUGUGGAAGAAACCUUGGAGAGACUGCGACCGAUCGGAGCCUCUGCAGAGGAGGAGGUGCAGGAGGACACGGCCAAACACAAAACAGAGAAACCCAUCAAAAUCAUCCUCAAACCCGAGCCAGUGGAGCACAGACAACACCCUGGCUCUCAGAACCAGCCACAGACCCGAGCCCAUAUCACAUAACUGCAGGCUGAGAAGGGCUAAGGGCUUCUCUAUAGGCAGCAGCUUUAUUUUUCAGUUUUACAUUAAGAGACAUGAAUAAAUUAUUCUCUAAUUCUUGUAAGACUGAAAGAUGUCUGGAACUUUGUUGCCUGUGGACACCAAAGCAAGCUCCAGUGUGCAAUAUCUUCUUUUUUGCUUAACAUUGUUUUUAUUGUUUUUUGUUUACUUGAAAUUAUUACAGAAUUUUUCAACAAAUCAGGAGUUCUUCGUCAUUAUGAAUGAGCAAUAUUCGAAACAACA